AUGACGCUGGCGAUCUUCGGGGAGAGGCAAAGCGGCGAGGACGUCCGUUCCGCCAACGUGGCUGCGGUGAUGGCUGUGGCCAACGUCUUGAGGUCUUCUUUGGGGCCGCAGGGUUUGGACAAAAUGCUGGUGGACGACAUCGGAGAUGUGGUGGUCACCAACGACGGAGCCACAAUUCUGAAGCAACUCGAAGUGCAGCACCCCGCAGCAAAAGUGCUGGUGGACUUGUCCGACAUGCAGGAUAGAGAAGUGGGAGACGGGACAACUUCCGUGGUGCUGCUGGCUGCGGAGCUGCUUCGGCUGUCUGUACAGCUCAUCAAAGACGACCUCCACCCCACAGCAGUCAUCGCCGGCUACCGCCUCGCCAUGAAGGAGAGCGUGCGGUACUUGAAAUCGCGGCUGAGUCUGCCGCUGCAAAAACUCGAAAUGGACUUUUUGCUUUCUGUGGCGAAGACCUCUUUGGCUUCGAAGUUCAUUGCAGCAGAAAACACUUUUUUUCCCCAACUCUGCUGCCGCGCAGUCCACGCAGUCAAAACCGUGACGGAAAAGGGGGAAACGAAGUACCCCGUGGAUUCAAUUUCGAUUUUGAAGACUCACGGAAAGAGCGCGAGAGACAGCGAACUUGUUGAUGGUUUUGCUCUGAAGGCUUCCCGAGCUGCUCAGGGAAUGCCGAUGGUGGUAAAAGACGCGAAAAUUGCUCUUUUGGAUUUCGGACUGAGACAACACCGCAUGCAACUUGGAGUUUCCAUAGAAGUCACAGACCCCCAGGCCCUCGAGAAGAUUCGCCAAAAGUCAGCAGCAGCAGCAGCAGCAGCAGCAGCAGCAGCAGCAGCAGCAGCGGCAGCGGCAGCAGCAGGGGUAGUAGUGGUAGGAGGAGGGGUAGCACAAGCAGCAAGUGCAGCAGCAGCAGCAGCAGCAAGCGGAGCAACGGAAAAAGACAUUGCGAUGCAGCGCGUCAAACAAGUGCUGCAGUCCGGAGCCAAUGUCAUCAUCACCUCGCAAGGCAUCGACGACAUGUGUCUGAAGUACUUCGUGGAGGCUGGGGCCAUUGCUGUGCGCCGCGUGUCUAAGAAGGACCUGCGCAGGAUUGCAAAGGCCACGGGAGGGAGCGUGUGCGUGACGCUGGCGACGCUGGAGGGAGACGAGUUCCUGGACCCCGGGAGUUUGGGAACUUGUUCGGAAGUUUCGGAAGAAAGAGUUGGAGAUUGGGAUUAUAUUUUCUUCCGAGGCUGCAAAGCAGCAAAAGCGGCGACGAUCAUCCUGCGGGGCGCGAACGAGUACAUCCUGGACGAGCUGGAGCGGUCUUUGCACGACGCGUUGUGCGCAGUGAGCCGCUGCCUGAGCUGCUGCGCAGUGUGCCCCGGAGGCGGGGCUGUUGAAGCUGCUUUGUCAGUUUAUUUAGAAGACUUUGCAAGAACUUUGGGAAGUCGAGAACAGCUGGCAGUGGCGGCCUUCGCAGAGGCCCUGCUGGUGGUCCCGAAGACUCUGGCGCUGAACGCGGCGCUGGACGCGACGGAGUUGGUGGCGCGGCUGCGGGCCGCGCACGCGCAGCAGCAGAGUGUGGGGCGGGAGCUGGGAUCGGGAUCGGCCGCGGGAUCCGAUCCCCGCGAGCUGCAGGGGCUCGACCUCCGCAGCGGCAAACUCUGCAGCUCCCUCAACUCCGGAGUCGCGGAGGCCACUUUCGCUAAGUCCAAAAGUCUCAAGUUUGCCACGGAGGCUGCUGUCACUAUUCUCCGCAUCGACGACUUCAUUCGCCUGGCCCCGGAGCCCGAGCGCAAGGAAAGGGAAUAA
Eimeria necatrix is the source of this 1791-nucleotide messenger RNA. RefSeq names its product TCP-1/cpn60 family chaperonin, putative. Gene Ontology annotation, molecular function: ATP binding; ATP-dependent protein folding chaperone; ATP hydrolysis activity. Bases 1 to 1791 code for a protein of 596 amino acids. The transcript has 11 exons. Lineage: Eukaryota; Apicomplexa; Conoidasida; Eucoccidiorida; Eimeriidae. Gene Ontology annotation, biological process: protein folding. Gene Ontology annotation, cellular component: chaperonin-containing T-complex. The record is from RefSeq and is a predicted model, not a curated record.